This is a messenger RNA of Dibothriocephalus latus, 225 nucleotides long. Lineage: Eukaryota; Metazoa; Platyhelminthes; Cestoda; Diphyllobothriidea; Diphyllobothriidae. The record is from the annotation of a GenBank genome assembly.
GAGGUUCAGCAGCAAAUUGGUGCCAUCAUGCACCUCGAGUGUUCCGCGGUGACGCGAGCAAAUGUGAAAACCGUCUUUCAGCUGGCUGCCAUGGCCGUCCUCAACGCAGAGAAGCCACACCGACCCAGUAUUUUGGGGAGUCUCACGCACAACAAACAGACACCAUCCAAGAGACGCAGUUCAAAAAUUGACCGCUCCAAGAUUUGUUGCUUUCCGUUUAAGUAA